This is a messenger RNA of Maylandia zebra (zebra mbuna), 5718 nucleotides long. It is a transcript of the gene zeb2b, whose product is annotated as zinc finger E-box binding homeobox 2b. The record is from RefSeq and is a predicted model, not a curated record. NCBI's taxonomy places the organism in Eukaryota, Metazoa, Chordata, Actinopteri, Cichliformes, Cichlidae. Gene Ontology annotation, molecular function: RNA polymerase II cis-regulatory region sequence-specific DNA binding; DNA-binding transcription factor activity, RNA polymerase II-specific. Gene Ontology annotation, biological process: regulation of transcription by RNA polymerase II; anatomical structure development.
CACGGCAAAGAAAAGGAGGUGGAAAGGGAAAAAAAAAUGUCAUUAGAAGAGGCGUAACACGUCAGUCCCUACCCAGGUUUGUUUCCUGGAGUGGGUGUAAGACAUCAGUUGUAAACCUGCCCUAGCAGGAAUAGCGGUCCCUCCCUCCUCCCAACUAUUUCUAAGGCUUUUAUUUCUAAGGCUUUAUCAACACCGGUGGAACAGGACCCGCUCACCGCCGCCAAGCUCCCGCUAUCAGCCCGUCCUCGCAGCUCCUCUUCCCCGCAAAAAGAAGCCUCUGGACCCUCCUUUAAAAAAAAAAAGCAAAAAAAAAAAAAAAAAACAAAACAACAAAAAGAAAAACCCAAAAGAGAAAAAACAGAGCCGAGCAGAUCUCAAGCUGAAAUCAAGGAAUCGAGUCCAUGCGAGCUGCCAUCUGAUCCCACACACACACUUAUCAAUGAAGCAGGAGAUCAUGGCGGAUGGCCCCAGGUGUAAGAGGCGAAAACAAGCCAACCCGAGACGGAAAAACGCAGCUCUCAACUACGAGAAUGUGGUGGAGACCGGAUCAGAGACGGAGGAGGAAGACAAGCUGCCAGUGUCUGAGGAAGACCCUCUGAUCAACGGAACCGGCAGCCCGGCCAGCCUCACCAACCCUGAGGUCUCGCCACGUAUCGAGGGACACGGCCUGCUGAACAAGGACGACGAUGACGACGAGAUGAGGGACAGCGGCGUGGAGCACAUUUGGCCCGACAAUGACAUGCUGAGUGCUUCCGUGGACGGUACUGAUGAAAUAAAAGAUGAUUUUGACACCCUGGGGCCUGAUACCACUUUGCAGACAGUUGGAAACGGUACAGUCAAGAGCGUCGAUUGCACUUCAGAGUUGGAGGACUUCUUUGCCAAGCGGAAGCUGGAUGACAGCGACAGCCACGUGGUGAGCAUCGCCGAGUACCUGCAGCGGGGUGACACCGCCAUCAUCUACCCGGAAGCCCCCGAGGAGCUGUCCCGCCUGGGCACACCGGAAGCCACUGGACCGGAGGAGAACGACCUGCCACCUGGAACGCCAGAUGCCUUCGCCCAACUGUUGACCUGCCCCUACUGCGACCGGGGCUACAAGCGUUUGACAUCGCUAAAGGAGCACAUCAAGUACCGCCAUGAGAAGAACGAGGAGAACUUCGCCUGCCCCCUGUGCAACUACACGUUUGCUUACCGCACUCAGCUUGAGCGGCAUAUGGCCACACACAAGCCUGCAAGGGAUCAGCACCAACUGCUCAACCAAGCGGCCGGCAACCGCAAGUUCAAAUGCACCGAGUGCGGCAAGGCCUUCAAAUACAAGCACCAUCUGAAGGAACACCUCCGGAUUCAUAGCGGUGAAAAACCUUAUGAGUGCCCCAACUGCAAGAAGCGCUUCUCUCACUCGGGCUCCUACAGUUCCCACAUCAGCAGCAAAAAGUGUAUUGGCUUGAUUGCAGUCAAUGGCAGGAUGCGCAGCAACAUGAAGACAGGCUCCUCCCCUACCUCUGCCUCCGCCUCCCCCACUAACACUGCCAUCACCCAGCUGCGACAAAAGCUUGAGAACGGAAAGCCACUCAGCCUCGCCGAGCACAACAACCACCUGAACAUCAAGACGGAGCCGCUGGACUUCGACUACAAGCUGAUGAUGGCUUCUCAUGGAUUUGCCGCUCCUGGGCCUUUCAUGAAUGGAGGAGUGGGGGGAAACAGCCCACUUGGGAUCCACCACAGCUCGGCCCAGAGCCCCUUGCAGCAUCUUGGGAUGGCCGGACUUGAAGCACAGCUCCUGAGCUACCCGGGUCCACUGGGGAAUAACCUGAGCGAAGUACAGAAGGUUCUCCAGAUCGUGGACAACACUGUGUGCAGGCAGAAAAUGGACUGCAAGCCAGAAGAGCUCUCCAAGCUCAAAGCCCACAUGAAGGAGCUGGGAUCCCAGAUAGAGGAGCAGAAACAAGCGCUGACAACGGCUCAGGUCGGUCUUCCACUUGUCAAUCACAACGGCGCCACCAAAAGCAUCAUCGACUACACAUUAGAAAAAGUGAACGAAGCCAAAGCCUGCCUCCAGAGCUUGACUACAGACUCAAAGAGACAGAUUAGCAAUAUCAAACGAGAGAAACCCAACCACAUGCUUGAAGGAGGUGUGGAUGAGAAGGUGCAGGAAAACAACAUGUUUACACCUUACGCUUGCCAAUACUGCAAAGAAACCUUCCCCGGGCCAAUACCUUUGCAUCAGCACGAACGCUACCUGUGUAAAAUGAACGAGGAGAUCAAAGCUGUGCUGCAGCCCAGUGAGAAUUUGAUGCCCAAUAAACCAGGGAUAUUCAUGGAGAAGAACACUCACUUACCCUCCUCCGUGUUGUCUGAGAAGGUACUCACUGGGCCUCUUAACCCUUACAGGGACCACAUGUCUGUGUUGAAGGCAUACUCUGCCAUGAACAUGGAGCCCAACUCGGAGGAGCUGCUCAAGAUUUCCAUAGCGGUCGGUCUUCCUCAGGAAUUUGUCAAGGAGUGGUUUGAGCAGCGAAAGAUGUACGAGUACGGCACUAACAGGACCCCACCACUAGAGCACAGGAACAACAUGGAUAUGGUUGUCGGAACAAAUAACCACCACACUCCACCAAAAGACUCUUUGGCAGCUAGGUCGCCACUGUCUCUAAUCAAGCCUACUGACCGCAUCACAUCACCCUCCAUAGCAGAGCUCCAUAACAACGUGAACAACUGUGACAACUCGCUCAGACAUUUGAAAAACCACCAGUUCAGCGGCAGCCAAACCAAACCCACAGGUGAAAAGUUGGACCACUCCCGCAGCAACACCCCUUCCCCGCUAAAUCUGUCCUCCACUUCUUCCAAAAACUCUCACAGCAGCUCCUACACUCCAAACAGCUUGACUUCAGAAGACCUGCAGGCUGAGCCGCUGGACCUGUCUCUGCCGAGACUCAUGAAGGAACCCAAGCAUGCACUGACUGUCAAAAGCAGACCUAAAGUCAACAGUAUUACCAUUGACCAUAACAGCAUCCCUUCUCCCCGAGAGCACUUCGAAGAGCCUUUGAACUUGGCCUAUCUCAAAAAGGAUUUCUCAGGCUCUACCAACAAUGGAAACUUAGAAAAAAGCACUAGCCCCAUCUUCGGCAUUAACCCGUUUGCGGCCAAACCCUUGUACACGUCGCUUCCACCUCAGAGCGCUUUCCCACCCGCCACAUUCAUGCCCCCGAUGCAGGCCAGCAUACCAGGUCUUAGGCCCUAUCCGGGCAUGGAUCAAAUGGGCUUCCUACCACACAUGGCCUACACUUAUGCAGCAGGGGCAGCUACCCUUGCCGAGAUGCAGCAGAGGAGAAAGUACCAGCGGAAACCAGGUUUCCAGGGGGACCUGCUCGACGGUACACCAGAUUACAUGUCAGGGCUGGACGACAUGACAGACCCCGACUCCUGUCUGUCGCGGAAGAAGAUUAAGAAGACCGAAAGUGGUAUGUACGCGUGUGACUUGUGCGACAAAACAUUCCAGAAGAGCAGUUCCCUUCUAAGACACAAAUAUGAACACACAGGCAAGAGGCCGCACCAGUGCCAGAUCUGCAAGAAAGCCUUCAAACACAAACACCAUCUCAUCGAGCACUCCAGACUGCACUCGGGGGAGAAACCUUACCAAUGCGACAAGUGCGGGAAGAGGUUCUCGCACUCGGGCUCAUACUCGCAGCACAUGAACCACCGCUACUCCUACUGCAAGCGUGAGGCCGAGGAGCGGGAGGCCGCAGAGAGGGAGGCCCGCGAGAAGGGCCACCUGGAGCCCACCGAGCUGCUCAUGAGCAGGGCGUACUUGCAGGGCAUGACUCCUCAGGGUUACCCAGAGCUGGCGGAGCGAGAGGCUAUUCUGAGGCAUGACGUGGUGAACGGAGGGAUCAGAGAUGCAGGGCGAAAGGAAGUGGAUGGAACGUAUGCAAAGAUUGGACGGAGGGACGACGAGUUUGAGGAGGAGGAGGAGGAGAGCAAGAGCAUGGACACGGACCCGGACACGUUGAGGGACGAGGAGGAGAACGGAGAGCACUCGAUGGACGAUAGCUCGCUGGACGGCAAAACGGAAACCAAAUCGGAUCACGAGGACGCGAUGGAGGAUGGCGUGUAAUCGGCGGCGACACUUCAGAAGCUUCCCAUCUUUAGAAGUUUAAAAAAAGAAAAACUAAUGAAAAAAAAAACAAAAGAAAAGAAAAGAAAAAAAGUUUUUAAGUUUCUCUCUUUUCGGUUCAAGUAUUCUUACCUGCUCGGUUUAAAACGCCGUGUUUUAAGCUGUACGUGCACGUGCCUGAAGCUUCCGGGAAGCUUGACGGACUCCUCAACGUGGACUCAAAUAUCAAUCCGGAAGAGGAGGAGGAGGAGGAAGAAGGAGGCAUUGAAGGGGGAAGGGGGAGGCUUGGGUUUGUGAAAUAAGCUGCAUUAUGCAAACCGAACAAUGAAUAAAUGAAUACAUUUCAAAAAAUGUACAGUACUAAGGCCUAAAAAUAUGUGUGGUGCUAACCUCCUCAAAUAAAAACCCCUGUGUUCCAUAGUAUUUAUAGCACAACUAGUGACUUGUACAAAUUGCACUCCGCUUCUAUAAUCAUGAACAAAAAUAAUAAAAAGUAUUGCCUAUGUAUAUAUUUAUACAGUGUUGGAAAAAGAGCAGUAGUAUCUGCACUACUACAGUCCUUCAGUAUUACCUUUGUUAUCACCAACCUACCUACGGUGUCGUCUUUAGUUUUCAUCUCCAGCCACACUGUUUUAGGCCUCUUGAAUCAAAUGAAGGAAUUAAAAUUCAAAGACUGUGUGAAGGAGCUUUCCCCCCCCCGUUUAUUUUUUUGUUUGUUUCUUUAUUUUAAGGGAAAAUACAGUUUUACGGACAGAUGUUGUUUUUUGGGGAGGGUCAAAAAAAAAAAUGAAGGACGAAGCCUUUGUAAGGUGUUUUUGAUAAGAAAAAAGAAGCCUUAUAUGCAAACCUUUUAACCUGUGUGUUUUCUGCAAGUGCCACCCUCGUAUUGUGUAAAAGGAAGGUUACUUUUUUUCACCAGCUUCAGUAUUGAUGAAAUGGUUCACCGUUGUUCUUUGAAGCACCCGUGUCAGUAUUAUAGGCAGCAGUUCCUUAGUUUACAUUAUGUUGUGCAAUGUUUUCUCACCUCUUUUCUUUGUCAGUAUUACACCAAACCAUUUUUUCUUCUUUUUUUUUUUGAAAACAACAAAUUGCAUUUCAUUUAUUUGUAGGUUGAAAAGAAAACAUUAUUUAUGUGGCCCAUUUUAUAUUUCCUAAUUUUAUUUAUUUCAUACUGUUGUGUACAGUACUAUAGUUCUUCAAUAUAUAGAUAUAUUUUAGUAAAAAGGAACAUGGUGUCGAUCAUAGGGGCAAAUUUUACGUAAAGAGAGCAUUUAUUGUGUUUUGAAACAUUGUGAAAUGCGAAGUUUAAUCUUAUUUUAUUUUUAUUUUUUUUUCCUUUAUUUUCCAGCUACUGGAAAAUUCCAAAUUUGGGAACUUUUAUACAAUUGUGAAAACACUGUAUUUUCGACUGAAAAAUUCCACUUUCUUCAUCUUUGUUUCUUUUUUUAAGCUAAAAAAAAUGAAGAGGGACUGUUAAAUACUAUGUAUGAUAUCAUGACUGAAGAAGAAUCUUUCCUGAAAUGUCUUUGUAAAAGUAUUAUUGAAUUCUUAAUUUGUAAUUUCUCUUGAAAAUGACCCUGCUCGAAUAAAAGUAGCCAAAUUACAGAGUA